AUGGCUUGCCCGAGGCCCCUCAGCCAGUGUGACCCCACACCUCUACCUGGGCCACCUGCAGGACACUGGCCCCUGCCCCUCAGCAGACGCCGGAGAGAGAUGAAGAGCAACAAAGAGCAGCGGUCAGCAGUGUUCGUGAUCCUCUUUGCCCUCAUCACCAUCCUCAUCCUCUACAGCUCCAACAGUGCCAAUGAGGUCUUUCAUUAUGGCUCCCUGCAGGGCCGGACACGCCGGCCUGUCAACCUCAGGAAGUGGAGCCUCACUGACGGAUACAUCCCCAUUCUUGGCAACAAGACGCUGCCCUCCAGGUGUGGCCAGUGUGUGAUUGUCACCAGCUCCAGCCACCUGCUGGGCACCAAGCUGGGUCCUGAGAUCGAGCGGGCCGAGUGCACAAUCCGCAUGAACGACGCACCCACUACGGGCUAUUCGGCUGAUGUGGGCAACAAGACCACCUUCCGCGUGGUGGCCCAUUCCAGCGUAUUCCAUGUGCUGCGGAAGCCUCAGGAGUUUGUCAACCGGACCCCUGAAACUGUGUUCAUCUUCUGGGGCCCCCCAAACAAGAUGCAGAAGCCCCAGGGCAGCCUGGUGCGCAUCAUCCAGCGGGCAGGCCUGCUGUUCCCCAACAUGGAGGCCUAUGCCAUCUCCCUCAGCCGCAUGCGCCAGUUUGACGACCUCUUCCGGAGUGAGACAGGCAGGGACAGGGAAAAGUCCCACUCGUGGUUGAGCACAGGCUGGUUCACCAUGGUGAUUGCGGUGGAGUUGUGUGACCACGUGCACGUCUAUGGCAUGGUGCCCCCCGACUACUGCAGCCUGCGGCCCCACCUGCAGCGUAUGCCCUACCACUACUAUGAGCCCAAGGGGCCAGACGAGUGUGUCACCUACAUCCAGAACGAGAACAGCCGCAAGGGCAACCACCACCGCUUCAUCACGGAGAAGAGGGUCUUCUCGUCCUGGGCCCAGCUGUACGGAAUCACCUUCUCCCACCCCUCCUGGACCUAG
This is a messenger RNA of Rangifer tarandus platyrhynchus (Svalbard reindeer), 999 nucleotides long. Lineage: Eukaryota; Metazoa; Chordata; Mammalia; Artiodactyla; Cervidae. The record is from the annotation of a GenBank genome assembly.